This is a messenger RNA of Closterium sp. Naga37s-1, 447 nucleotides long. The record is from the annotation of a GenBank genome assembly. Lineage: Eukaryota; Viridiplantae; Streptophyta; Zygnematophyceae; Desmidiales; Closteriaceae.
AUGUGGAUCCGGAUUACAAUCGUUCUAGUGUGCUUUGGUGUCGUGCUGCUUGAGCUCUUGACUAAGCAGAGGACCCAUAUUGGAGGAACCUACCAGCAUAUUUGUGAAUGGGCGGCGAGCAAGGUGCAGGUGUACGAAAUCAGCGAGCUGAAGGACUCGGCACUGGAGGCGCCGGAUGAGGCGGUGGUGGAGUUUGCCGACAUCGCUCUCGACUGCGUCAAGGUGCCCGGCUCCCGCCGCCCCCCCAUGAAAGAAGUCGCUCGCCGCCUUCAUGCACUGCUCUCCAAGCACUGCAGCGAGGAAAUCUUCGCCCCCACAGAAUCAAGCAUGCUUAUCAGGAAGAGCGCGAAAGAGAGCAUGGUGGAGAGCCUGGAGAGGCUUGCCGGUGGUGGCAUGGGUGGUGACCUUAAUACUUUUGGAAAGAGUGAGAUCUCAGAGGAGUUGUGA